Messenger RNA from Phragmites australis (common reed), 3021 nucleotides. Its product is annotated as protein fluG. Gene Ontology annotation, molecular function: glutamine synthetase activity; hydrolase activity. The transcript has 18 exons. Lineage: Eukaryota; Viridiplantae; Streptophyta; Magnoliopsida; Poales; Poaceae. Bases 140 to 2668 code for a protein of 842 amino acids. The record is from RefSeq and is a predicted model, not a curated record.
GCGCCCCGUGCUGCGGUCGCCCCCAAACUACACCACCGCGCUUCGGUCCGCCCGGUCAAACACCGACGCCUUCCUCCGGAAAUCCUUGAGACAACGACAGCAAGGCGGCGGUGACCAGUAGCGGCCGCGGAGGAGGGAGAUGGAGGCGAGGUACGCGGUGCUGCGGCGCGCGGUGGAGGAGGUUGCGGCGGUGGACGCGCACGCGCACAACCUCGUCGCCCCGGGCUCGGCGUUCCCCUUCCUCCGCUGCUUCUCCGAGGCCGAGGGCGACGCGCUCGCGCACGCGCCCCACUCCCUCUCCUUCAAGAGAAGCCUGAGGGAUAUUGCCACGUUGUACAACUGUGAAGCCUCGCUUGAGAAGGUGGAGGAGUUCAGAAGGGCUGAAGGAUUGGAAUCUAUCAGCUCGAAAUGCUUCCGAGCUGCCAAUAUAUCUGUUAUCCUUAUUGAUGAUGGCAUAACGUUUGACAAAAUGCUCGACUUGGAGUCUCACAAGGCAUUUGCUCCUAUAGUUGGCAGAGUUCUGAGAAUAGAGUGGCUAGCAGAAACAAUUAUCAAUGAUAAGUCAUUCAGUGGAUCAAGCUGGACACUGGACUCAUUCGCUGAAACUUAUGUAACUAAGCUGAAGUCAGUUUCUAACCAAAUUAUUGCACUGAAAAGCAUAGCUGCAUAUAGAAGUGGCUUAGAGAUUAACCCAAAUGUUAGCAAGACGGAUGCAGAGGAUGGUCUUCGUACGGAGCUAAGAGGUCGGAGGCCGCUUCGUAUUAGAAAUAAGAACCUGAUUGACUAUCUAUUUACCUGCAGUCUUGAAAUUGCUGUGUCACUUAACUUGCCAGUGCAGAUUCACACAGGUUUUGGAGAUAAGGACCUAGACUUGCGAAAGUGCAACCCUCUACAUUUGCGUGCAGUUCUUGAGGAUGAAAGAUUCACUAAGUGCCAAAUUGUCCUUUUACAUGCUUCUUAUCCAUUUUCUAAGGAAGCAUCCUAUCUUGCAUCUGUUUACUCCCAGGUCUAUCUUGAUUUUGGCUUGGCAAUUCCAAAACUUAGUGUUCAAGGAAUGACAUCGUCACUGAAAGAGCUUCUGGAGCUAGCUCCCAUAAAGAAGGUCAUGUUCAGCACAGAUGGUUAUGCUUUUCCAGAGACAUACUAUCUAGGAGCAAAAAGGGCACGCGAUGUUGUUUACCGCGUCCUGUCAGGUGCAUGUGAAGAUGGAGACCUCAGCAUUCAGGAAGCCAUCGAAGCAGUUGAGGACAUCUUUAGACGAAAUGCAUUGCAUCUGUACAAGUUGAAUGUUGCCAAUGGGUCAAUCAGUCAUGAAACUACCAUAGCUGCUGACAGCAAAUCAUUAUCUUCUAUUGAGCAAGACGUAGUCUUUGUUCGAAUAGUCUGGAAUGAUGCUUCUGGUCAACAUAGAUGCCGUGUUGUGCCAGCUGGACGAUUUUAUGAGAUUACAAGGAAUAAGGGUGUUGGUCUGACUUUUGCAUCGAUGGGAAUGACUUCAUUUUGUGAUGGCCCUGCAGAUGGGACUAACCUCACCGGUGUAGGCGAGAUCAGACUUGUACCAGAUAUGUCAACACUUCUGAGGCUCCCAUGGUCAAGACGUGAGGAAAUGGUGAUGGCUGACAUGCAAAUAAGGCCUGGAGAAGCCUGGGAAUACUGUCCUCGAAAUGCCUUGAGGAAAGUCACAAAAGUUCUGCUGGAUGAGUUCAAUGUGACAAUGAAGGCAGGUUUCGAAAAUGAAUUUUAUGUUCGCAGAAAAAUAGUAAGCGAUGGACUUGAGCAGUGGGUUCCAUAUGACAAUACCAGUUACUGCUCAACUUCAGCAUUUGAUGGCGCAUCAUCUGUAUUACAAGAAGUGUAUUCUUCUCUCAAAGCUUCAGACAUUGUGGUUGAGCAGUUGCAUGCUGAAGCUGGGAAAGGGCAGUUUGAGAUAGCCUUGAAGUAUAUCUUGUGCACUCUUGCGGCUGACAAACUGAUAUAUGCCCGCGAGAUUAUUAAAUCAGUUGCUCGAAAGCAUGGACUGUUAGCAACAUUUCUUCCAAAGCCUGACUUGAAUGAUAUUGGAUCUGGUUCGCACGUGCAUCUGAGUUUAUGGGAGGUUGAUCAGAAUGUUUUUAUGGGAUCAAGUAAAUAUAAUUUCUAUGGAAUGUCAAAAAUUGGAGAACAGUUCCUUGCUGGAGUGUAUCACCAUCUUCCAUCAAUAUUGGCAUUUACUGCUCCUCACCCAAACAGCUAUGAUCGGAUUCAGCCAAAUACAUGGAGUGGAGCUUAUCUAUGCUGGGGGAAAGAGAACAGGGAGGCUCCAUUGAGAACCGCGUGCCCACCUGGUGUGCCUCUUGAUUUAGUCAGCAACUUCGAGAUCAAAUCCUUUGACGGGUGCGCAAAUCCGCACUUGGGUCUUGCUGCUAUAGUUGCUGCCGGCAUUGAUGGACUAAGGAGAGGCCUUAAGUUGCCUGAACCAAUCGAAUCAAACCCCGCUGAUUAUGCUUCCAAACUCAAAAGGCUACCGCAGAACCUGCAGGAAUCUGUAGAAUCGCUUUCUGCAGAUAAAAUUCUGCACGAAUUAAUUGGAGAUAAACUUGUCACAGCUGCUAUAGCUGUACGGAAGGCCGAGAUCGAUCACUACGCGAAGAAUCCAGGGGCGUUUAACGAUCUCAUCCACCGCUACUAGGACAAAAGACCGAAAUGCUGGUGCCGACAGAGAGAGACUACGCGUUUUUAGACGUGGCAAGGGGUUUGACGGACUGAGAGACUACGUGUGGAAGAAUAAAUUUUGUUCCGGUUUAUUUCGAAUUCUUGUGUCCUGUGACUGAACUUGAAUCGCGGUGUUUCUAUAUCAAUAAAUGUCGUUUAAAAUUUGAAAAAUGGACACCUGCAAACUCAUUGUUUUGAGAGAAGUUUUUUAAAUUUUUUUUGCUAAAAAUUUUUGGGAGUCCACGAAAGGAGCCAGAUACUGAAAUUUCGGUCAUUUCGUACUUUAAUAUCAACAAUAAAUAACACCGUAUGGUGGGAGUUAUUUCUUGA